AUGCCUGACAUUACAGUCCUCAUUUCGGGCUCUGGUUCUAAUUUACAAGCUCUUAUAGACGCUCAAGCUAAUGGAGUCUUGAAAGGAACAAUCACCCAGGUCAUUUCUUCCAGUGAAACCGCCUAUGGGUUGGAAAGAGCUCAAAAAGCCGGCAUCGCUCACAAGACACACACAUUGAAGAGCUACUACAAGGGUACUACCAAGGAGGAGAAGGAAGAGAGACAGAAGAGACGUGAGAAGUUUAAUAAGGAUUUGGCUAGCCUUCUAAUCCAUGGCAACACGGAGAAUCAACCUGAUCCUUCUUACAAGAAGCCUGAUCUAAUUGUAUGCGCUGGUUGGAUGCUUAUUUUGUCUCCAUCCGUGUUGCAUCCUCUUGAAGAGGCCAAGAUUUCCAUCAUUAACUUGCACCCUGCUUUGCCUGGUGCUUUUGAUGGUACCCACGCCAUUGACAGGGCUUGGAAGGCAGGUCAGGAUGGAGAGAUUACGGUAGGUGGUGUAAUGAUACAUAAGGUUAUCGCAGAGGUGGACCGUGGUGAACCAAUCUUGGUCAAGCAGCUUGAGUUAAAGAAGGAAGAGACGUUGGAACAGUAUGAGGACAGGGUCCAUGCCACCGAGCACAUAGCCAUCGUCGAGGGCACCAAUAUUGCCAUUGAGGGAUUGUAA
Candidozyma haemuli is the source of this 663-nucleotide messenger RNA. RefSeq names its product phosphoribosylglycinamide formyltransferase (gene ADE8). Gene Ontology annotation, cellular component: cytoplasm. Lineage: Eukaryota; Fungi; Ascomycota; Pichiomycetes; Serinales; Metschnikowiaceae. Gene Ontology annotation, biological process: 'de novo' IMP biosynthetic process. Bases 1 to 663 code for a protein of 220 amino acids. Gene Ontology annotation, molecular function: phosphoribosylglycinamide formyltransferase activity. The record is from RefSeq and is a predicted model, not a curated record. The transcript has a single exon.